Molecule: messenger RNA, 1277 nt
Organism: Triticum dicoccoides
Lineage: Eukaryota; Viridiplantae; Streptophyta; Magnoliopsida; Poales; Poaceae
Product: BRCA1-associated RING domain protein 1-like
Exons: 8
Coding region: 93-1277 (394 amino acids)
Biological process (GO): positive regulation of transcription by RNA polymerase II; double-strand break repair via homologous recombination
Cellular component (GO): BRCA1-A complex; BRCA1-BARD1 complex
Molecular function (GO): ubiquitin-protein transferase activity
Source: RefSeq, a predicted model, not a curated record
GGUUGGGGAGAGUUCAGACACCAGUUGGCGUAUUUGAAGAUGAAUGUAUUUUCUGCCAUUCAUUCAGAACCAGUGAGCCGUGUCAUGGUCCGAUGGUACUGUAUCACGAUAGAAGGAUUAUGACCAAUGACAAGGGAAACCCUACCAACGCCGUGUAUGUGCACGAGAAAUGCAUCGUUUGGGCCCCAAGAGUGCAAUCCAGUGGCGGUACUUUUAAGAACGUGGAGAAUGAAAUCAAGCGUGCUUCAAGAUGGGAAUGCAGCAGAUGCAAGCUCCGGGGAGCAGCGCUUGGUUGUUAUUACGGCCGCUGCCGCAAAACUUAUCAUGUCCCAUGUGCAGUGAUGAUACCUGAAUGCCGCUGGGAUGUUGAGGGUCGCCAUGUUUGGUGCCCCAAUCAUGCACCACAUGAUGAUAUGAGCUCACCACCAACAAUGGAGAGUGACAUCGUCCUUCAAGUAGAUCAGCUGAACACCUCAAGUUGUUCCUUGUCUCAGGGCCAAUGUUCAGAGAAAGAAAGAAUUUCUUCCAAUUACCAGAGAGAACAAAACCUACAGAAUCAGUCUAGCACCCUGGUGGAUCAAUGGGUUUUGCUUGGUAUAUCUUUAAGUGCAUCUGAAGAGGAUUCCUUGAAGGAAUUUGCGUCCUUGACCAAUUCAACCUUGGUUGAGGAUUGGGACAAAAAUGUGACUCAUGUUAUUGUGGGCAGAAACACCAAUACCGCAUGUGUGAGAUCAUAUGCGGUCCUGAUGGCGAUACUGUAUGGGAAAUGGAUUGUCAGAGCCGGAUGGAUUAUGGAUUUCUUGGUGCAACGAAUUCCACACCCGGAAACUCCUUACGAGAUGACAUUCUAUGGGGGUUUGCACACAUCAAUUUCUGGACCAACGAAAGGAAGAGCUAGAGCUGCUGAAGGGGCACCAAAACUCUUCUCAGGACUGAAUUUCUGCUUCAGCGACUACGUGCACGUAGAAGACUUAGAGGAGUUCCAGAAUCUCAUAGCAGCUGGUGGAGGGCUAGCGCUGCAGGGAGUCAGCCCAGACUCGUUACCUGAGAUCAGGAGCAGAAUUCCCGGGAAGGUGUACUACAUCUACCACGGCGGGCCUCCAAGGAACUCCACUUGGUAUUUUAAGGAUGUCCACCAGAAUCAGAUGGAGGAGAGCGUCGAGUAUGGGAAAUCGGGAGCGCAGGUGAUCAGCCACCUGAAGCUGUACGAUGCUAUCCUGUCCUACGACGCGCGGAUCCUGAAACCCGGACGGUCUUUCACCAAUAUGUGUGAGUGA